Messenger RNA from Sciurus carolinensis (gray squirrel), 2844 nucleotides. It is a transcript of the gene Tfap2c, whose product is annotated as transcription factor AP-2 gamma. The transcript has 7 exons. Lineage: Eukaryota; Metazoa; Chordata; Mammalia; Rodentia; Sciuridae. Bases 229 to 1581 code for a protein of 450 amino acids. Gene Ontology annotation, biological process: regulation of cell population proliferation; anatomical structure development; regulation of transcription by RNA polymerase II. Gene Ontology annotation, molecular function: DNA-binding transcription factor activity, RNA polymerase II-specific; RNA polymerase II transcription regulatory region sequence-specific DNA binding. The record is from RefSeq and is a predicted model, not a curated record. Gene Ontology annotation, cellular component: nucleus.
GGCGCGGCUUCCCGGGUCCACGGCAGCGGUCUCCACACCCGCGGCGGCCACAUCUACGCUCUUACGGCCCCCGAUGCGCGUCCGGUGAUCGGGACAGCAAGACCCGCGCGCGCGCGGCGGGGCGGCGGCAGGCGCUUGGUCACCGUGACCCCAAUUUUGGAUUUACCGCUCGGGGGGUGGGGGGAGUCUGGAUUUAACUGGCGACUGUUUUGGGGGACGCCGGACGCCAUGUUGUGGAAAAUAACCGAUAAUGUCAAGUACGAAGAGGACUGCGAGGAUCGCCACGAUGCGAGCAGCAACGGGAACCCGCGCAUCCCCCACCUCUCCUCCGCAGGGCAGCACCUGUACAGCUCCGCGCCGCCGCUGUCCCACGCGGGAGUCGCCGAAUACCAGCCGCCGCCUUACUUCCCGCCGCCCUACCAGCAGCUGGCCUACUCGCAGUCGGCCGAUCCCUACUCGCAUCUGGGAGAAGCCUACGCUGCGGCCAUCAACCCCCUGCACCAGCCUGCGGCCGCCGGCAGCCAACAGCAGGCCUGGCCCGGCCGCCAGAGCCAGGAGGGGGCCGGCCUGCCUUCGCACCACGGGCGCCCGGCCGGCCUGCUCCCCCACCUCUCCGGGCUGGAGGGAGGCACCGUGGGUGCCCGCAGGGAUGCCUACCGCCGCUCGGACCUGCUGCUGCCCCACGCUCACGCCCUGGACGCCGCCGGCCUGGCCGAGAACCUGGGACUCCACGAUAUGGCCCACCAGAUGGAAGAGGUGCAGAAUGUCGACGACCCACACCUGCUUGGGCACGAUCAGACUGUAAUCCGCAAAGGUCCCAUUUCUAUGACUAAGAAUCCCCUGAGUCUUCCCUGUCAGAAGGAGCUGGUAGGAGCCGUGAUGAAUCCCAGUGAGGUCUUCUGCUCUGUUCCCGGAAGACUGUCCCUCCUCAGCUCCACGUCCAAGUAUAAAGUGACGGUGGCUGAAGUGCAGAGGCGAUUGUCACCGCCUGAAUGCUUAAAUGCCUCAUUGCUGGGAGGUGUUCUCAGAAGAGCCAAGUCCAAAAAUGGAGGCCGAUCGCUGCGGGAGAAGUUGGACAAGAUUGGGCUGAAUCUUCCAGCGGGGAGACGGAAAGCAGCUCACGUGACCCUCCUGACAUCCUUGGUGGAAGGCGAAGCUGUUCACUUGGCUCGCGACUUUGCCUAUGUCUGUGAAGCGGAGUUUCCUAGUAAACCAGUGGCCGAAUACUUAACCAGGCCUCACCUGGGCGGGCGGAACGAGAUGGCCACCAGGAAGAACAUGCUGCUGGCCGCUCAGCAAGUGUGUAAAGAAUUCACAGACCUCCUCAAUCAAGACCGAACACCCAACGGGAACAACAGGCCCUCCCCAAUCUUGGAAACGAACAUGCAGAACUGCUUGUCUCAUUUCAGCCUGAUUACCCACGGGUUUGGCAGCCAGGCCAUCUGCGCCGCUGUGUCUGCGGUGCAGAACUACAUCAAAGAAGCUCUGAUUGUCAUAGACAAAUCCUAUAUGAACCCCGGAGACCAGAGUCCAGCAGAUUCUAAUAAGACCCUGGAGAAAAUGGAGAAGCACAGGAAGUAAAAUGAGGCUGAGCAGAGGGCGGGAAGGGAAAGGACCGAGAUUCCUACUCCGCUGGGACAGACUGGGAAGUGCUCCUGCGGGGGAGAGAAGCUUCCAGCCUCCCUUACCCACCUACCCUAAGGCCUCUUGUUACUGGAGGCUUGUACCAUCUUGACCUGCCCUCCUGGAUCCCUGUGGCUUCUCCAGCACUGCAGUGUCUGACCUUGGACACAUGAUCCCAAGGUGACAAGUACUGGGUUUUGGUUUUUUUACUUGUUGAACGUUUAUUUUUUGGAAACCCCGUCCCUUCUUCCUCUGAAAGUGGUGCUACAAGUUUUAGAACCUUUUUGUAAGUUCCCUGGGCUGACAAGAAGCCACGGGCCCAGCUGUUGAGACGUCAGAUCGAUGCGAUUCAGAUCAACAAUAACUUAUUUUAUUCAGUGUUAAGAUAUGGCUGGUUUUUACGUCCACUAAAUAGUUUUUCAAAAAUCAGUCUUUACCUACCUUCUUAAGCCAUCGUGCCCUCCAGGAGGAGGCCAGGUGCCCUGUGCUCAGAGUCUAGUGAGCAGCUGGCGGGUGGGUGCAGACCCUGUGCCCAGAGGGGCCUUCUGGUUGUAGGAAACUUGUAGAAACAAUGCCUGCUGACGAUUUCAUUUUUCUUUUCUUGUCUCUCUCUCUCUUUUUUUUUUUUUUUAACUUUGAAAGUUAACUCUUUAAAUGGGCGACUCUUAGAAAUGACAGGUUCCUGUAAGGUACUGAAGCUUUAUUUGCAUAUUUAUUUCAGAUCUUGAUUUUUUGAUAAACUUGAAAAGGGUGGACAUGAAGCGUUGGCUGCCUGUCACCCCCAAGUCCCUGUGGAGGCUCUGUGUUUUGAGAAACAGUGUGUUGAGUGUACAGAUUUUAUUUAUGCAUAAUUUAAUGGGGUCUGUAAAUACUGAUGCACUUCUUAUGACUUUUUGAGAAACGGGAUUCGAUUUUAAUAUUAACUUUUAAUGGUGGUGGGGUAAUCUAUAACACGUCUUUAGAUUUUAUUCAUCUGUACACAGGGUAUGAAGAAUUAAGAGGAUACAGGGCUUUGUUCUUGGUUUGGAAGAUUCUAUUUAAUUGGAGUUCUCUGUUCAGAAAGCAAUAACUUGGCGUCUCAUUCCUAUGGGGCUGAACCUCAAGGUGAAUGUGCGUUAUAGUUAGUGUGGGUGAAAUGGAGCUUUGGAAUUGAACUCCGUGCCUGUAAAUGUUCCCCAAAUUAUUGUGUGCAUAUGAUACCUGUAUAAUAAAAAGUAUUCU